Molecule: messenger RNA, 1535 nt
Organism: Centruroides sculpturatus (bark scorpion)
Lineage: Eukaryota; Metazoa; Arthropoda; Arachnida; Scorpiones; Buthidae
Product: tetratricopeptide repeat protein 31-like
Exons: 17
Coding region: 215-1498 (427 amino acids)
Molecular function (GO): protein binding
Source: RefSeq, a predicted model, not a curated record
AUAUUUGUAUUUAUUUAGAUGCAACAAUAAAAGAUAUAACUAGAAAAUACAAGUAUCUUUGCCUUAAAUGAUAUCCUGACAAACACAAUAAUAGUAAAGCAGUUAUCAAUCAAUAAAUUAAAAAAAGAAAUCAACACUUCAUAUCAAAAGCUUUAAAGCAAAACUUUGUAAUAAAGACAAAAAGUGAAAAAGUAAAAUACUGACAUAGGAAAAUAUGCUGUCAUUAUUUCAGCAAGUUUUUUUUGGAGAAGAAAAUGAUUCAAAUGAUGAAACUGAUGAUUGGGAUGAUAAUGAUUCUGGUAAUGAAAGUGAUGCAACUGAUUUAAGUUAUAAAACUAGAAAUGUUUUUCCAGUUCUUACUGUUGAGGAAGCCAAACAGAAUGCAGAUGCUUUAAUUGCUGAAGAAGAAAGAGAAAAGAAGAGAGCAGAAAAAAGAAGAGCUAAGAAAAAAAAAAGAAAAGAGAAAAAGAAAUUACAAAAAGAAAGAAAUGGGGAAAUUAAUAUUACCGAAGAUGCAAAAUGUGAAGAAGAAAAAAGUGUACCAAAUAGUAGUUGUUCUGAUACUGAAGGAGAGAGUAUAGAUCCAAACAGUGCUUUUGUUGCAGUUGCAGCCAAUAAGAGUAAAAAAUUAGCGACUGCAACACAUUUACAGAAAAAGAACUGUAAACAGAACAUUUUUCCUUCACCAUUAAAGCAAGAUAGAUAUAGUUUUUUAAAUUCUGAAACUUGUAAAAAGGGCAAAGAAAAUAAAAAUAAAAAUAAUAAUAAUCAGUCUGCUUGUAAAGGAUUCAAAAAUGGUAUUGAUCCUAAUAGUGCUUUUGUGGCUGUUGCUGCUAGUAAAAGUAAGAGAAAUAUCUCAAUGCAAAAACUUGUAAAUGAAGAUAAUUUUUGUAAUAAUAUAAGGCAAAAUAAUGAUGUACAGAAUUGUAGAGAAAUUGAAACAAGAGUAUUAAGAAGCCGACAAGUUGCAAUUCGUGGUAAUGAAAUGGCUGGAGUCGGUCAUUAUCAAGAAGCUGUUAAACUUUUCACAGAGGCCAUUAAGUUAAAUCCAAAUGAUUACAGGUUUUUUGGCAAUCGUUCCUACUGUUAUGAUAGAUUAGGUUUAUAUGAGAGAGCAUUAAAAGACUCAGAAAAAGCUAUUAGUUUAGCUCCUAAUUGGGCCAAAGGUUAUUUUAGAAAAGGAAGAGCAUUGUGUGGCUUAAAAAAAUAUUCAGAAUCUGAAGAAGCAUUUGAUGUUGUAUUAAAAUUAGAUAAAAAUUGUACAGAUGCGGAACAAGAACUAUAUAAAGUUCGUACUCUUCAGUUAAUGGAAAUGGGAUUUUCAAAGCAGCAAGCAGAAACAACAAUUAAUCAUUACGGUAAUGUACAGAUGGCUCUAGAAGCUUUGUUAUCGAGGUCGGAAAUAGAUUCUCAAGCGGUGGGAGGAGGGCCCGAAGUUUACUUUUCGGACAAUGAUUCCUCCAGAAUGCCUUCUAUUCAAGAUGACAAAAUGGAGUGAGUUUAUUUAAUGAAUGUUUGUGUUGUAAAUAAUUAUU